This is a messenger RNA of Pimephales promelas (fathead minnow), 1993 nucleotides long. The record is from RefSeq and is a predicted model, not a curated record. Lineage: Eukaryota; Metazoa; Chordata; Actinopteri; Cypriniformes; Leuciscidae.
UGGCAAUGCACGCACUGCUGCAGCACAUUUUCCCUUGGACGAACGGCUAGAACGUCCCAUUUCACAACGCGUUGCCUUUGAAGUUUGCUGCCUUCGAAGGAUGGAGCCUCUGAUUUGGAGCACAGCUAAUGAGCUUAUCUUUCCCAUGACUCCCUGCUCUGGUCUCCGUGGGUGACGGUCUGGCCCCUCCCUCUCCUUGCCGAGCCUUUCUCUUGGAUGAAUGGAGCCGGUUUACAUCUCCAUCUCAGGGUCAGGGUGGGAGUGUGACAACUGCCAAAAAGCGCGCACGAGACCCCAGAUAUGGCUGUGUACUGUGACAACUUCAGUGUUUACCACCAACAGAGUCUACCUGCGACGCAGCGACCAACUGGCUACGGCCUCGGGGACUACGCGACCCCAAACCCAUACCUGUGGCUCAAUGGACCUAGUGUCAACUCCUCUUCGUCUUACAUACAUGGAAACAACAGCCCCUCAUUCAUUCCCCCGGCUUACGGCUCUCAGAGGCAAUAUCUCUCUAACUCCUCUGGGUUCGCCGGUCCGGACCUAGGCUGGCUCUCCAUUGCGAGCCAAGAGGAACUUUUAAAGCUCGUGCGCCCGCCGUACUCGUACUCGGCUCUGAUAGCCAUGGCAAUACAGAACGCGCACGAGAAGAAGUUAACUUUGAGCCAGAUAUAUCAAUAUGUGGCGGAAAAUUUCCCAUUUUAUAAGAAGAGUAAAGCAGGAUGGCAGAACUCCAUCAGGCACAAUCUUUCCCUGAACGACUGCUUCAAAAAAGUGCCGCGUGACGAAGACGACCCAGGGAAAGGAAACUACUGGACUCUUGACCCCAACUGUGAAAAGAUGUUUGACAACGGGAACUUUCGUCGAAAAAGGAAGCGCAGAUCUGAUUCCAGCACAGGUGCUGCCAGCAACACAAAACCGGAGGAUGACCGACAGCUCGCAGGGAUCAAACCCACCGUGAGCCCUCACCUCACCGGACCCGCAUCUCCUGACACGGAUGCGGCCAGUGACGGUCAUAAAGCCGCGUCUCCUGCAGGCCUCGCGAGCGCUCCUUGCUUCAACAAUUUCUUCAACAGCAUGUCUUCCUUAAGCUCGUCUUCGGCUCCGACAAGCAGACAGGGCUCUCUGGGGCUGGUAAACGAACUGUCCAGCCGAAAUAUCAGCGCUUUGAGCCAUUACCAUGGCAGCUCAGCACCUGAGGCGAGUGGAGCGGGUGAACUCCAGGACAGUGUGCACGUGAACCGUGGAAUGUACUAUAACUCUUUUACUACUGGCGGCCAGAGCGCGCAGUUCAACGGACACUUCUACAACAGCUUCAGUGUGAACAGUCUUAUUUACCCUCGAGACGGAACGGAGUUAUAAAUCUAUCAGGCUCGUGAAUAUAAUCCGUAUGUUUUAAUAAGAAAAAAAAAGAUUUAUUUUUUCAACAUUGUGUGAUGCUGAAAUGCAACAUGCCUUAUAAGCAGAUAACAUUCUUUUAAAUGAGACAUUUUGGCCUACACAUCCAUCGAAUGAGUAAAAUCCAAUGUAUUAGUGUCGAAACACACUUCAAUAUUGGAUUCCUUUGUCUUAACAGAGAUUUCCAUAUUAUGUGCCAGUUUUUUGGAUCAUGCACUAAUUUAAAUUGAUUUAUCUUUUUAGUUUGAAUUUCUAAUAGUCUUUAUAUUAGUAUAGUUUGAUGGAGGGAUUUCCUUGGUCUCCAUGAUUGCCAAGAUUCAGUAUUGUCCAGUAUCGAAAAAGUUUAGUCUUAUUUUUUUUAUUUUUUGGGCUUAUUUUUGUAAAUGCAGUUGUUUUGUUUUAUACACUUGUUUUAAACUAUUUAUAUUAAGUUAUGUAACUUGCAGUUUGUCCUUUAAGGAAAGAAAAUUAUGUUGUCUGGGAAGCUAUGGGUAAAAUUAAAUUUUUACCUGUAUAAGUGAUAAGUGAAUUAUUGAAUGUCAUCAUGCCACUAACUCACUUGAUUUAAUGAUGUUUCAUAGCUGAUGAUCUUAGA